This is a messenger RNA of Aspergillus ibericus CBS 121593, 4316 nucleotides long. Its product is annotated as CLH domain-containing protein. Lineage: Eukaryota; Fungi; Ascomycota; Eurotiomycetes; Eurotiales; Aspergillaceae. Gene Ontology annotation, cellular component: late endosome; HOPS complex. The coding region runs from base 98 to 4003 and encodes 1301 amino acids. Gene Ontology annotation, biological process: vesicle-mediated transport; macroautophagy; cellular response to starvation. Gene Ontology annotation, molecular function: protein binding. The record is from RefSeq and is a predicted model, not a curated record. The transcript is spliced from 5 exons.
CUCCAUCAGCUGUGUCCUGCUUGGCCGGUGGGUGCCAUGAAGCUGCCCAUUGUCUGCUCCCAAUCCCCCGAGCUCUGAUUCCGAUUCCGCUCUCGCCAUGGACGCGCCUGGCGCGGCAGAGGCAAAUGAGAGUGUCCCUCAGGACCGCCACGACUCCGACCCCAAUGCCGUCGAGAGGAGUACAUACCCGCACAGCAACCAUCGCGAUCGGCCCGACCGGCUCGAUGACGACGACGAAGAACACCACCACAAUGGAAGACGAAGUGGCGGCAAUGAUGAUCACGAUGAGGAAGCAGAGGAGGAAGGUGAUGACGAGGAAGAGGAGGAGGAACCCCGGCUCAAGUAUGCUUACUUGACCAAACACCUAGGGGCGGUGUAUCGCAACGGGGACGCAACAAGCUCCUUCCUCGCUGCUGGGGACAAGAUGAUAAUCGGUUCGCAUAAUGGAAACAUCCAUGUGCUAUCCGUCCCUCAAUUGCGCUCCCUUCGCGUGUAUCAUGCACACUCCGCUAGCAUCACCUCCAUCUCAGUGUCCCCGUUCCCCCCUCCAUCCCACACUGUGAACCCACCGUACUUUAGUCGAGUCCCCGAGGAUCAGGAAUAUCCGGCCAGGCCCUCAUCCGGCACGGCGAGCCUGCGGAGUCGGCAUCGGCCAGGGCACCAGGCCAGUCUACCUGCCAUCCCUUCCAACUCGAUCUAUAUUGCUACAUCUUCGAUGGACGGGAACGUCUGUGUUGCAUCUCUUGUGGAUUCCAAAGAUGUUCUCUUGCGGAAUUUCGGCCGGCCCGUUCAGGCUGUCGCGCUCUCGCCCGAGUACAAGAGCGACAAGACGUUCUUGUCCGGUGGGCGGGCAGGCGACCUGAUCCUCACAGUUGGUGGAAGAGUGGGUGUUAGCACGAAUUCUACAACAUUGGGAGGUGCUGCGGCGACGGCUUCAAGUUGGCUCGGGUCUCUGGGACUGGCGGCCAACACCGGCAAAGACACGAUCCUGCAUAGCGGAGAGGGCGCUAUCAGUACGAUCAAGUGGUCUUUGUCGGGGAAGUAUGUUGUCUGGGUCAACGAAGAGGGUAUCAAAAUCAUGCGGUCGAACCUGUACCUGGAUUCUUCGGAGGCCGAGCUUGCCUGGAAGCGGAUCAGCCACAUUGAUCGCCCCAAUCGUCCCGGCUGGGAGGAGAUGGCGAGCGUCUGGAAAGCUCGUGCGGAGUGGGUGGACGAGAACGCAUUGAAUAGUGACGACGGACCAGACAACAAGGAGACAUCGCCUACGGCCCACUCAACUAUUGUGCGGGAGAAGGUGGAGAAGCUAGUAGUUGGCUGGGGAGGGACCGUUUGGGUCAUUGACGUGUACCCAGAUAGGCCCAGCAAGAACAACCGAGACCAGAAGAUCGGGUCCGCUGAGGUUUCUACAAUCUUGCGGACGGAUUGCGUCAUAUCUGGUAUUUCACUAUACACACCUAGCCUUCUGGUUGUCCUUGCGUACAUUGAGGCGGAGGAGGACGUUUCCGAGGAGCGGAGCAAGCUGGGAGGCCGCCGUCCGGGAACGCGCCGCCGGCCACGGGGCCUGGAGCCGGAGCUGCGGAUCAUCGAUAUCGAAACCAAGGAAGAGCUCAGUGCCGAUACCCUUUCAAUCAGUCGGUUCGAAACUCUGACUUCCUCGGACUAUCACUUGUGUGUUCUGCCUCCGUGGAAGACGAACGCACCGGUCUCGCAACGUGGUACGCUAGAAGCUCUGGGGAAUGGACUUUGGGAUGCAACGCUCUACCCUGCGCGUCUGUUCAACUCAGCCGCCAGCAUUCGCAGUACCACCAGCAGUGACAAGGGAUCUAGCCGGGCACCAAGCACCUUUGCCUCUCGGAGAUUUUCCUACGAGGAGGCUCAUUCGAAAGAGAUUCAGGACAUUGCCGGAAGCGUAGGGGCUAAAAUAUUUGUCCACAGUCCGUAUGACUGUGUCGUUGCCCUGAAACGGGAUCUUACCGAUCGCCUGGCGUGGCUAGAUGCACAUGAACGAUACGAGGAAGCCUGGACGCUUCUUCAGGAGCACCCGGAAGCGGCGGGAUCGGCGGGGGAUAUGAACGAUCAUAUUCUAGAGACCCCCUCGAGAUCUCAGAGCAGUAGCGUUGGCGAAUCUUUCCUUGAUGGUAGGUCCUCAAUCACAACUACUGGUCGGAACAUUGCAUCCUCCGCUGCUGCCGAGCAAGAAAGGCGCCGAAUUGGCGAGUUGUGGAUAGAGCAGCUCGUUGACGAGGACAAAUGGAAGGAGGCCGCCGAGGUUUGCGUAAAGGCAAUCGAUACCACACGCAGAUGGGAGCACUGGGCUUGGACCUUUAUCAAGAAUGACAAGCUGGAUGAGAUCUCGGUCGUCAUGCCUGUUCAUUUACGUCCAAGCCUCCCUGCGAACGUCUAUGAGACUGUUCUUGGGCACUAUGUUGCGCACAACCGGUCAAAGUUCAACGAGCUCGUGGACUCCUGGCCCUUUGACCUGUUUGAUGUGAACAAUAUUGCGACGGAAAUCGAGGAACAGCUGCAAUACGACUCCGUGGUCCCCGAGACAGAAGACUGGCGAGUUUUGACAAAGUGUCUUGCCAAACUGUACCUCGCCGGAGGCCACUACGGCAAAGCACUACACUGCUACAUCCGCCUCCAAGACGCAGACACGGCGAUGGCCCUGAUCAAGGACCACCGACUACUGGAUACGCUCACGGACGAUAUCCCCGCGUUCAUCUUGAUCCGGGUGUCCAAGGAACAGCUGAAAUCGGCGCCCGUCCCCGAACUCGAAGAGCUCACCGCGGAACCCAUCAGACUCCUCGUCAGCGAAGCAUAUACGGGCAUUGUCCGGCCUGAAAUUGUAGUCGACCAACUACAAGCCGCCAACAAGCUUCUAUACCUCUACUUCUACAUACGGGCCCUGUGGCGCGGCGAAUCGCUUCCUCAUGGUGUCGCAAAACCUCGCCGGGGCCACUUCGCCCACAUUCGAGACGCAGCUAGCAAGCUCGCAGCCGAUGAAGGCAAGGCGUUGGUCGACAACUUCGCCGACACAGCCGUGGAGCUCUUCGCCGACUACGACCGUCCACUGCUGAUGGAAUUCCUCCAAACCAGCACCUCCUACUCGUUCGACAUGGCCGUGAGCAUCUGCGAAGGGCGCCACUUCACCCCGGAGCUCAUCUACCUCCUCUCCAAAACGGGUCAAACCAAACGAGCCCUCAACCUGAUUCUCUCGGACCUGAAGGAUGUCUCCCAAGCCAUUCAAUUCGCCAAGUCCCAGAACGAGCCCGACCUCUGGGAAGACCUCCUCGACUACUCCAUGGACAAACCCCGCUUCAUCCACGGCCUCCUCGUCGAAGCCGGCACAUCCAUCGACCCCAUCAAACUCGUGCGUCGGAUUCCCAGCGGACUAGAAAUCGAAGGCUUACGAGAAGGUCUCACGCGGAUGAUCCGCGAACACGACCUCCAAGCCAGCAUCAGCCAAGGAGCCGCCAAAGUCCUCCAAAGCGAAGUCGCCGUCGGCAUGGACACCCUCCGACAAGGCCAACGCCGCGGCAUUAAAUUCAACAUUGUCGAAGAGGAAAAAUCCAUCCCCGGCACGCCCACCACCGAUGCUCCCGAAAAGGAUAAAUUAAAAAGCGACGCCGACACGGAGAAAACCUCCACCACCGCAAUCUCAUCGGCCUCUCAGGCAGGAAAAUGCGCCGGCUGUCAUCGACCAUUCCGUGCCAACGAAAAGGAAAUCCUGGUCGGUUUCGCCUGCGGUCACGUCUUCCACCUAUCGCACAUCCACGCGUCGGAUUCAUCUACAAGUACCCCACACAGUCGGUCCGCCGUUCAGACUCCGAGACCAUUCUCCCCCACGCACACGCCAACGUUGGAUGAACUGUCGCUGUCGACAUCCCGCACGGUCGGUCCCAAGGUGACGACUGCUCGGUUGCUGAGGGAUCGAAUUGGCGAUGGGUGCCGCAUCUGUGCUCUAGCCAAGGAACUCGAGGCUAUCGGGGAUUCGGAUGCAUGAGUGCGUAGGACACCCUCCUGUGCGUUGGGCCAUUGUCUAGGUUUAUUACGGUAGCUUUGGCGAUACGACAAUCGCCUCUGCGUCACUGUACGUAGCGAACAGGACUGCUUCUCCUGUAAAUUGACCUCGUUGGUAUCAGUCCGGGCAGUAAUGAUCUAGCGCUUGUCAUUCUAUCAAAGGGGAGGGCAGGUUCUACACGUUCCAUAGUUCGCCUGGAUGGGUGUAUGUUUAGUCUUUAGGAGAUACCCAUGGUAGCAAGAAUUUACUACGCAACGCUGAUAAGGUCUGUAAGGCCUUGAUUAGAUUGAGCGGU